Schistocerca americana (American grasshopper) is the source of this 1193-nucleotide messenger RNA. Its product is annotated as trypsin-1-like. Gene Ontology annotation, molecular function: serine-type endopeptidase activity. The record is from RefSeq and is a predicted model, not a curated record. Lineage: Eukaryota; Metazoa; Arthropoda; Insecta; Orthoptera; Acrididae. The coding region runs from base 1 to 1131 and encodes 376 amino acids. Gene Ontology annotation, biological process: proteolysis. The transcript has 8 exons.
AUGUAUUCACUCCGUAGGAAACUGGACAGCACGUCCCUGUUGGCAGCGAACAGAGCGUGUCCCGCGUGGGCGACCGUUAUCCAGGGCCACCGCGUGCUUCAGCUGCGGCUGCGGCGCCGGCGGCGGCACGAGCGCCUCCUGCUGCACCACACGGAGGCAACGCUCGCCGCCUCCAGGCACCAGCGACACGAGAAACAACGAGUACCUGAAGGCUAUUACGUCGUUAACUACGAAUGUGUGACGCGGCCGAAUCGUCUGAAGGAGAGUCCGGAUGACAAUAACCUGCCUGGCUACCAAGUAGCUGUACAUGACCCUCUCACUCACGCCUCCACUUCUUUCCUUUCAGCGGCCGAGCUGCCUAUUCGUCGCAUCCCGCACAGCGGAAUCCACCGGGGGUUCGGCCGCUUCCGGGGCCGCAUCGUCGGCGGCCAGGACGCCACCAAAGGGCAGUUUCCGUACCAAGUAUCACUGCAGUGGGUGGUGCUGGGCAUAUCUUCUCACACAUGUGGUGGCUCGAUAAUCAGCACCAAAGCCGUCCUCACAGCUGGACACUGCACCCAGUCUGGCUUGUUGGGGUACUAUGUGGCAGUAGCCGGAGAACACGAUUUCAGUACUGACGAAGGGACCGAGCAGACGAUCGAAGUGGCAGACCAGAUCCUGCACCCUGAUUACAAGCCUUGGGGGAACGUUGCAAUCAACGACGUGGCCGUCUUCACCCUGCAGUCGGAGCUCACCCUGGACACCUACGUCCAGAAAAUAGCUCUUCCCGUGGCUGACAGUGUUCCCACUGCUGGAUCCAUUGCUGCACUCUCCGGCUGGGGCAGGACCAAGAGCGGUAUUCUGCCGCACAACCCGGACAUCCUGCAGUACGUCGACGUCACCGUCAUCGGGAUGACCGAGUGCUACGAGCUGCUGGAAAAUUACAGCGCCCUCAACGACAAUAACGUGUGCACCGGGCCGGUCACCGGGGGAAUUUCCGCCUGCACCGGAGACUCCGGCGGUCCAUUGGCCCAGGAUGGCACAGUGAUCGGGAUCGUGUCCUGGGGUCUGAUGCCGUGCGGCUCCGAGGGCGCGCCUACCGUCUUCACCAGGGUCUCUGCCUACGAAGACUUCAUCAAUCAGUACCUUUAAUUCAGCGGCGCUGCAGCUGUUAUCAGUUUCAGUGACAUAAUAAAUUGAUCUUAAGAGCAGAA